Molecule: messenger RNA, 918 nt
Organism: Aspergillus pseudotamarii
Lineage: Eukaryota; Fungi; Ascomycota; Eurotiomycetes; Eurotiales; Aspergillaceae
Gene: pex20
Product: protein pex20
Exons: 2
Coding region: 1-918 (305 amino acids)
Source: RefSeq, a predicted model, not a curated record
AUGAGCGAUGCUCUGUGUGGCCCGUCCAAUGCUCUUCAAAACUUCCAGAAGCAUGCCUCUGUUGAUCGGACACUGCAACAGGACAGAUUAGUUUCGCGACAAUCGCAUUCUCAGGGCUUUCGGUCACAAAAUCCCAACGAAGGUAUCCUAGAUCCCGAAUUCGCUACGUUCGAAUCCAGUAUACCAGGAGCACCGCUUCCCGAUUUACAACAUCCGGGCCACUUCGCUACGCCCCAUUUCGCGGUACACAAUCAAGUAGAGAAGCACAAUUGGGCAGCAGACUUUCAGAGGCUACAGAUCUCUGGCUCUUCGCCUCUAGCUCAUCAACAAGUCGGCGCGAACCCAGCCUCAGCGUCGAACCUUGCACAGCAUGGUUGGCGGAAUGAUUUUCUAGCCCAACAGCAGCAACCUAGUCCUGCUCAGCAACACAAACCUUUCGCCCAGGGGUUCCAACCGUUUUUUACGCCUAGUUAUCCUAUACACGAGAGUACAGUAAAUGCUCAUCCGCCAGCACAAGCUCUGACAGCUAGCCAGCUACCAUCCACUGAAGCCUUCGAUGAGUCUGCCUUUGAAGCUGCAUUUGAACAAGCCAAGGCGGAUUUAGCGUCACAAACGGCUGAUCACGCACAAGAACUUACCAAUGAGACCACUAAUCCGGAUGCAACUGCUGCUCCUCAAGUUGAAACCAUCCGGAUUGGUUCAGACACCAUACCCCAGACCGAAAAGGGUGACGCUCGAGCACAUUACAAUGACUCAGACGAGCUUGCCCGAACAGCGGGACAGUUACUGGAAAAUGUCAGCCACGAUCAGAGCCAGAAAUUUCGGGAAAGUAACUUCCUUGCCUUAAUGCGCCGUAUCCGAGACCGCGAGGUUCAUAUCGAAGGAGAUGAGUUCCGUGAAGUCAGUACCAGUCCGUGA